AUGGCGCACGAGGGUCGGCGCGGCGAUGGCCAUAUCUGCAUGUUCGGUGCAGCGCCGUCGGGCCAGUGCGCACUCACUCGCAGAGGGCCCCCGGCGGAUCCCCACGGGCGAGUCCACUGCUACUGCUCGCGGAGGCAGAACAGCCGACGUGAGCCCAUCCCGACGGGCGUAGGUGACCGUCGCGCGCCGUCGAUCGCAUAUCCCGACGGCGACGCGGACACGUCUAUUCCGCCAAUGACCUCACGCGGGGUGCAGCCGUCCAAGGCACGGCGAGUGUUCAAACGUCCACAGACCCGUCGGGACCCCGCGUCCUAUCAGCAUCCGCCACCCCGAUACCGCGCACCGGGCUAUCUACGCCAGGCACCACCACGCCCAGCCGUUCCCGGGCGUCGCUGCAGCGUGCUCGAUACCCCCACGGCCGUCUCAUCCUGCAUGUCUGACGUCGACCGCUGGAACGAAACGGCGCGCAGCGUUAGAAUAGCCUCCUGGAAGCCUACAGAUCCUGGCGCACACCUGCCGCGUUCUAUCGGGAAACUGGGUCAUUCUGAUUGGCAUUCGCAUGGACGCACGCCGCAGCGGCCCUCGGGCACCAAUGGGCAGCCCCUACUGUGUACUCGGGAGCGCGGCUUCCUGCGAAAAGCUAACACGACAGACGUAUCUACAGCAGCGGCCGCGGUGCCCCCACCGUCCGCCUCGUACCCCACCGCCGCGCCGCCCACCGUCGAUCGUCUGGGAGGGGACGGCACGCGUCCGACGACCGCCCGGAGCGUAUCGAGAGAAGUGCGUCGAGGGGCUCUCUGGCCCCGCCCGCGCGCCUGGCCGGGCCACUCGACGGCAGGGCGUCUCGAGAUGCGGGGGAGGCACGAGGACGGAUUCGCGUCUCCGUCUGUCUGCGCCCACAUCAGCCGUGGUGGUGAUCAUUCCGAUACUCUGCCAUUCUACGCCCCUCCCCUGCUCGCGGCAAUAGUGCGCGCGUGCGCGAGCUGA
Molecule: messenger RNA, 987 nt
Organism: Fibroporia radiculosa
Lineage: Eukaryota; Fungi; Basidiomycota; Agaricomycetes; Polyporales; Fibroporiaceae
Exons: 3
Coding region: 1-987 (328 amino acids)
Source: RefSeq, a predicted model, not a curated record